UUUCAGUUCGUUUUUGUCACCCGUUCGUGCUGCACGGCACACGCGUCGUAUGAGCGAUAUUACCUGCCAUUUUAAGACUGCUUUAUUGGAUUUUGGCGCAAGAAGGCAAGAAAGCCGGCUAAAGUGUCCCUCGUGGGUGUGUGUGCGUGUGUUGCCGGAAAUACUUUGAGCAAUCGAAACGACAAGAAGCGAAAUAAAAGAAAAAAUAUAGAACCAAAACAAAAGCCUAAGCAAAUUAACUUGGCCCAUUCGUUGUAUUGCGAGUAUUGUUCUGCUGGUUAUAUUAUGUUUGGUUCUCUGCCCAGCCCUCCUGCCAGCACGAAAGUAGGUUAAUUGACGUGUGUUGUGGGCGUAUCUACAAGGAAAAUAAUAUAAAAAAGUACCUACAAGUAGAAAAACAAAUACCAGAGCAGCCAGUGAAGUGGUCGGUUGACCCUAGAUAAAUCAAAAGUGUGGACAGCAAGUCAAGCUAAUAGAAGGUCACCCGGGGAGGAGGCGAAUCCUUGGAGCGGGAGCAGCCAAUGCAACCUGCACAGACAUCAUUAGACGUGAAUAGCAACCACACAAAAUGCUGAUACUGCUGCCGCUGCUUGGAAUUUUUGGUAAUGGUUUCCUUGCUGAAGUCGAGGCAAAUCUAAGUCUGGGCUUUAAGGCCAUCAAAUUGCCCAGGCAUCCGAAUCCGGCCAAUUGCAGCGUGGGCAACACAACAUUCGCACAUGGAGUCACAUUUAAAUUGGAUUGUAAAACCCAAUGCGUUUGCGAGAAUGGCCGCCACGCCUGCUCCACGCUCUGCCCCAACGAGCAGCUCCCGGCGCCGGAGGACACGAUUUCCUGCCGAUCGCCGCGCCUCGUCGAAGUUCCCGGCCACUGUUGCAAGAUGUGGCUCUGUGAGAAUCCAACAGCUGAUGUUUACGCCACCUGCCACAACAGCACCACCAGCGGCAACUGGACCGCCUGCAGCAGGAGCUGCGGCCUUGGCACCGCCACGCGGCACACCACCACCCACGCGGGCUGCCAUCAACUAAGCAAUUUGCGGCUCUGCCAGAAUCGCAGGUGCGACAAGGACGACCGCAAGGACAAUAAGUGGAGCAGCAGCCGCCCGCUGACGCACAAGCGGAAGCAGCAUCGCGCCCACAGCCACUCCCAUCAGCAUUAUCAUCACCACAAGGAGCACGAGGCGCAGGAGGAGCAGAAGGAGCACGAGGAGCCGGCCCACAGGAUACGAAAGGGCCACGAGUGCCGGAGCAUCCAGCGCCUAGGUCCUGCCAGGAUACGACUGGGCGAGUGCGUUUCCCGAAAGCUGUAUCGACCGAAGCUCUGUGGCCGUUGCCAUCGCGGGGUCAAGUGCUGUGCCCCGUCGGUGUCCACCACGAUACAGGUCGAGUUGCUGUGUCCUUUAAAUGCUGUCGAUCCAAUUAACUACGUACAGCGACGUCAACCGAACAAAAAGAGGCAGAUGAAGGAGCCCCAGGAUGAUGAAGAUGAUGAUGAUGAUGUGGAGCAUGAGCCGUUGCUGCAAAGUGCACAGUUAUGGGACACGGUCGCCUUGGAGCCAAUCGAUCAGGAAUUUCUGCAAUCACACCAGAUACAAAUAGAGAAUAAAUUCAUUGCCGUCGAAUGGAUACUGAAAUGUGAAUGCAGCACGAAGAAUUGCAACGCAGACAGCAGCAACAUCAGCAGCAACGUAAACGACAAUAUGGCUAACACGAAUAAAUAUGGUUAUUACAAUUACAAAAACAAUAACAACAACCGAGGCCGGAACCACGAAACUAAUGGCGAACCAAAUGAGCCGACCAACAACAAUGCCGCCAACAACAAGGACAACGAAGAGGAUGUGGUCGACAGCGGCAACAACCUCGACCACAACGACGUGGAUGUGGAUGUGGACAACAUGUCCUCGGAACAGCAGCCGGAUAUAAUACCCUAUCCGCCAAGUGUGGGCGAAUCCAGUUGGAAGGCCGAAAAGCUGCGGCAGCAACAGCAGCAGCACUGGCUGCAAAACACAUAGCGUAAGCGAAUCCCGCGCAAGUUAUAGGAUGGAACUCGAUCGGCGGAGGGCAAGGAUAUAAGGCAGUUAAGGCAGUUAAGGCAGUUAAGGCAGUUAGAGAGUAGAGUUAAGAUUUGUACAGCAUAGCGAUACUUAAGGCCCCAAGGACGGUUAGGACUGUAAGGGGAAGUGGGAGAGGCGAUGCAAGUAAUAAUAGGAUUUGAACAUAUCGAGGCAGUAAGUUUAUUUAUGUGAACGAUAGGGUUAGUACUAAACCAAGGGCAAACAACAAACGCAGGCCGAGUAAAAUAUAAUAAACAAUAUUUUUGCAAGCAUCUAUACACAGCAACAAACGCGACAAACCAAAGAAAAAAAGAAGACAGAAAGAAAAUUGAACAUUUUCAGAAGAUCAUUGAAAUGGAAUGCUGCCCCAUAAUGACGUACGUAUAUGGUAAUAAUAAUUUAAAUAAUAUACGAGCAUAUGUAAAAGGCUUAAGCAACCCAAAACCAAAUGAACAAAUGCGAAGUUCGUGUGCAUUCAAGUUAUAACUGUGCUAUAUACUCACUUGUAUUCCGAUCUACACGUACGCCUAAGACUCUGCUUGAACAAAGAAUUUAGCUGGAUGCAAAUGGACAAGGCCAGGAUCCUGGUCAUAGUUUCGUUAACCCCCAACCACACAUAUCCCCGGAAAUAUCCCGAAUCGAGUUCUCUGAUUUAGGUCAUGUGUCGAGCGAGGCUUAGCCAUCACCCAUAUCAAAUGUAUCGAUGUAAGUCAACUCUUAGCUAGCGUCAGAGUUAUCCGUGUGCAGGCGAAAUUCAGAAUAAAUUAAAUGCGAAAAUAUUAAA
Drosophila erecta is the source of this 2834-nucleotide messenger RNA. RefSeq names its product basic-leucine zipper transcription factor A (gene Ccn). The coding region runs from base 569 to 2008 and encodes 479 amino acids. The record is from RefSeq and is a predicted model, not a curated record. Gene Ontology annotation, cellular component: extracellular matrix. The transcript is spliced from 10 exons. Gene Ontology annotation, biological process: cell adhesion; signal transduction. Gene Ontology annotation, molecular function: heparin binding; integrin binding. NCBI's taxonomy places the organism in Eukaryota, Metazoa, Arthropoda, Insecta, Diptera, Drosophilidae.